Messenger RNA from Sardina pilchardus (European sardine), 1611 nucleotides. Its product is annotated as neuropilin and tolloid-like protein 1. Gene Ontology annotation, cellular component: postsynaptic density. The coding region runs from base 1 to 1578 and encodes 525 amino acids. The record is from RefSeq and is a predicted model, not a curated record. Gene Ontology annotation, molecular function: ionotropic glutamate receptor binding. NCBI's taxonomy places the organism in Eukaryota, Metazoa, Chordata, Actinopteri, Clupeiformes, Clupeidae. Gene Ontology annotation, biological process: positive regulation of excitatory postsynaptic potential. The transcript has 8 exons.
AUGGCCGGCCUGAUCAAACUGGGCUUUACUGGAAAGACAAAAAGGGCUGCGGUGAAAAAUAAUUCUGGGGUGACUCCAGCGGGUCUGUGUGGCACCUGGGUCAAAGAGCCAGAUGGAGGCCAGUUCACUUCCCCCAACUACCCAGAGAAGUACCCAGCGGAGAGGGAAUGCAUCUACAUCAUUGAGGCCUCGCCAAGGCAAUGUAUCGACCUGUUCUUUGAUGACAAAUAUUCUAUAGAGCCGUCUUGGGAAUGUAAAUUUGAUCACAUCGAAAUACGGGAUGGCCCUUUCAGUUUCUCCCCCAUUAUUGGCCGCUACUGCGGGCAGGAAAGCCCCAUGUAUGUCAGAUCCACCGGACGCUACCUUUGGAUAAAAUUUGUUGCUGACAGCGAGCUGGAGGCAAUGGGAUUUUCUGCAACAUACAACUUCACUCAAGAUCCCGAUUUCAAAGACAUGGGAACCUUACCGCCUUUACCUAACUGUGAUUUUGAGAUGGGGGGUCCAGAAGGCAUUGUGGAAUCUAUCCAGGUAUCCAAGGAGUCCAAAGCCUUGGACACACAAGCUGUGGAUUGUAGGUGGUUUAUACGAGCCCCACCCAACUCUAAGAUCUUCUUGCGCUUCCUGGAGUAUGAGAUGCAGAACUCGAAUGAGUGCAAGCGUAACUUCGUCGCUGUGUAUGAUGGAAGCAGCUCUGUGGAGCACCUGAAGAACAAGUUCUGCAGCACUGUGGCAAUUGACGUGAUGCUAACCACUGACGUUGGCGUCGUGCGGUUGUGGGCUGAUGAGAAGAGUCGAAAGAGUCGCUUUCGCAUCCUGUUCACCACCUUUCAAGAACCGCCUUGUGAAGGGGACACGUUUUUCUGCCACAGUAACAUGUGCAUCAACAACACCCUGGUCUGCAAUGGAAUACAGAACUGUGUCUAUCCAUGGGACGAAAAUGGCUGCAAAGAAAAGAAGAAGCCAAGUGUCCUGGACCAACUGGACCAUGUGAACGUCACCAUCAUCGGCUUGACGUGUGGUGUAGUGGUCAUCCUUCUCAUUGUGUCAGGCAUCAUCCAGAUGAAGCAGCCACGCAAAAAGUACAUUGUUCGUCGGGAUGAUUUUGACCCCAACCUGUUCCACGAGGCCUUCGAGCCGCCGCACUACGAGCUGUGCGCGCUGCGCCGCGACAACUCGGCCGACGUGGACGAGCUGCCGCAGGACUUCCAGAAGCUGCGCCGCUCCUCGUCCAAGUGCAUCCGCGACCACCACUGCGGCUCACAGCACUCCAGCGCCCACGGCAGCCGCACCGACCUGAGCCUGCGCGAGGUGGCCGCCGCCGCUGCCCACGCUGACGGCCAGGCCGCCGCGCUGCCUCACCUGCCCCUCCACCACCCCGUGCACCACACCACCACCACCGUCACCACGCCCAGCGGACGCCGCAGCAUCCUGGUCAUGAAGCACAGCUACUCGCACGACGGCGCCGAGGACUGCGACCCGGACGACGACGACGACGACGACGAGCUGGACGAAGGGCCCAGCCACGGCAGGGCGAGACUGCAGAGAGCUGUUCACCGGUCAGUAUCCAACGAUUUCUGAGGCCUGUGGCAGCACGCCAUGUGUGACAGGUGG